This is a messenger RNA of Vicia villosa (hairy vetch), 1633 nucleotides long. RefSeq names its product transcription factor bHLH19-like. Gene Ontology annotation, molecular function: protein dimerization activity. The record is from RefSeq and is a predicted model, not a curated record. The coding region runs from base 146 to 1174 and encodes 342 amino acids. The transcript has 4 exons. NCBI's taxonomy places the organism in Eukaryota, Viridiplantae, Streptophyta, Magnoliopsida, Fabales, Fabaceae.
ACUAAUAAUAUUUUCUUCUCUCUGAUCUUCAUCCACUUAUCUCUUCUAAUUUCAAGGUAUGCUUCCUAUUUUCUCAAUCUACUUUUCUUCCUUAUUUGAGAGAGAGCCUUUGAUGUUUGAACUGUUCCUUCAAUUCUAAGAUUUCAUGUUUUUUAACAAUAUUUCAGUGCAUGCUUUAUACCACACCGAAUCAAAUCGAAUUUUUAGGAACAAAACAAAACUGAAGAUGAUGAAAAUUGUGUCCCCCAUCUAUGUGCCUGAACUUGGUUUUGAGGAUCUCAAUUUCUUUCACCAAUACCCUAUGGAUUCUCUUUCAUCUCCAUUUGACAACUUUGACAACAACUACGAAACAGCACCAAAUUGUUUACCACUUGAAACUCAUCCUGAUGAUCAUUACGUUGCUCAAACAAGAUCAACCAAGAAGAUCAAGACUUCGAUAAACCUUCCUUCAUAUUCAUCACCUCAACUCAUUUCUUUUGAGAACUUCAAUGCAACACCAGUUGCUUCUAGCGAACUUUACGACCUCGAUUAUUCUGAUGUAAAGCCUAAACUCCAGAAAGGGUAUAAUGAAAACAAAGAAAUUGCCGCAAAUUAUGAUAUCCGAGCGAAUCAGACAAGGAACACAACUCAAGCAAAAGAACAUGUAGUGGCUGAGAGAAAACGAAGAGAAAAGCUCACCAGAAGUUUCAUUGCUCUUUCUGCCAUCGUUCCUGGCCUCAAGAAGAUGGAUAAGGCUUCGGUGUUGGGAGAUGCAAUAACCUAUAUGAAAAAACUACAAGCACGUUUGCAUACACUAGAGGAACAAGCUGAAGACAACAAAAAAACUGGAUCUGCUAUACAAGUGAAGAGAUCUGUUAUCUUCACUGAUCACCAUGAUGAUGAUGACAGCAGCAACUCCAACAACCAAACACUUCCUGAAAUCGAAGUAAGAGUUUCAAGAAAAGAUGUACUCAUCAAGAUCCAAUGCGAAAAACACAAUGGACGUGCCUCUACCUCUACGAUACUCGGAAAAUUAGAAACCCUAAACCUUACAGUUCAAAGUAGUAACUUAUUGCCCUUUGGAAACAACAUUGCUGAUCUAACUAUUGUAGCUCAGAUGAACGAGGAAAACUGUGUGACAGCAAAGGAUCUCCUGGGAAGCAUACGAAAUGCAUUAAUCAUCAAUAAUAAUUAACAAGUUUGAAGGAUUAAUAUUACUUAAUCUACAUCAAUAAGUUUACUCAACAACUAUUUUUAUCACAGUGCUUUCAAUCUUUUUUUUUUCCUUGCUAAGGAUUCUGGAGUAUAGCAUACAAGAAGGAAAGUCCUGUGGUUGGAGAAUCUGAUAUCUGUUUUCAAAUUUUCACAUGUAUGAUUCGUUUGUUUCCCAAGGGUGGUUUUGUUUUGUUCAAGGUUGGUGUGUGGAAUUUCAACAGAUGGUGCCAAAGUGUUUUUUUUUUCUGUUGUUGUUUUUUCAUAGUUGACUUGACUGGUUAACUAUGUUAAUUCCACACAUGUGUAAUUGUUCAUUUUUUAAUCAUUGUUGGUAUGGUUUUUUUAGAAGGUUUGACAUAUUGUAUAGACCUCUUUCUUCCUUCUUUCAUGUUGUGAAAAGGUUCUGGUUUGAUAGAAACUGUGCCAACCACUUCUUUUU